Molecule: messenger RNA, 2382 nt
Organism: Alternaria rosae
Lineage: Eukaryota; Fungi; Ascomycota; Dothideomycetes; Pleosporales; Pleosporaceae
Product: Na(+)/H(+) antiporter 1
Exons: 4
Coding region: 306-1967 (553 amino acids)
Biological process (GO): regulation of membrane potential; sodium ion export across plasma membrane; proton export across plasma membrane
Cellular component (GO): plasma membrane
Molecular function (GO): sodium:proton antiporter activity
Source: RefSeq, a predicted model, not a curated record
GGUCGUCUUCAUUCCUCACCCCUUUCUUCAACCCUUAUUGUCGUUCCUUCCGCGCAUGAAUCCUUGAAAUAUUUUCCUCCCGUCUUUUCCGAUCUUCGCCUACGGGACUCUUCACCAUGCCCUCCCUCGAUGUUAGCGAGCUCAACAUCGUCAUCGCCGUCCUAGGUACAUUCGACAAAUCGAAAUCGAGUGAGCAGACACUAAUGUACGACUGCAGGCGCUUUCAUCGUUCUAUAUGGCUUCAUUUCCGUCAAAAUCAAGCAAGUGUGGUAUCUUGGUGAAGCUUGUAAGUCCACAACUGCCCAAUGCAGCGCCGUCAUGUCUUGAAAUCAGUGAACUCAUCCUUUCCAGUGCCUGCUGUUCUUAUCGGUAUCAUACUAGGACCGAUAGCUGCCAGAUUCCUAGAUGCGGAGAAAUGGGGCUCUGCUGCUGAGGGGCAGCAAGAAGCCAUCACUCUGGGCAUGUGCCGAAUCGUCAUUGGUGUCCAGCUGGUCAUCGCCGGAUUCCAACUCCCUGCCAAGUACCAACAAACCCGGUGGAAGGAGAUGGCGAUCUGCCUUCUCCCUGUGAUGACAAUCAUGUGGAUCUGCACUAGCUUGUGCAUUCUCGUCACAGUUCCCAAGCUUUCGUUCUUGGCUGCGCUUGUUAUCGGAUCUUGUGUCACUUGCACUGAUCCUAUCUUGUCGCAAGCCGUGGCCAAGGGUCCUUUUGCCGACAAGUUCGUCCCUCGUGCGCUGCGAGAGAUCAUCUCGUCGGAAGCUGGUGCCAACGAUGGCUUCGGUUUCCCUUUCCUGCUUUUGGCUACGUACCUCAUCCGCCAUGCCGACCUCGAAGGUGUCAAGUUCAAGAGCGGCAUCGAAGGCGUCAAGGAAAUCGCCGAACGCGCAGUCAACAUGCUCUCCAAGCGUAGCGAAGAAGGAGUUGGCCGUCUCGGUGGCGGUGUUCCUAUGGCAAUGGAACAGUGGAUUGUUGAGGGAUGGCUAUACAUCAUCCUCAUGUCCGUUGUGAUCGGUGCCCUCCUCGGCGCCGCCAGUAUGUUCGCCAUUAAGUUCUCCCUGCGCAAGAAGUGGAUCGACUCCGAGAGUCUCCUGCUCUGGCCCAUGGCUGUCGGCUUGUUCACCAUUGGCGUUUGCGGUGCGCUCGGUACCGACGAUCUUCUCGCUUGCUUCGUCGCCGGCAACGUCAUGAACUGGAACGGAAUCUACCUUGAGGAAACCGAGAAGCGCCACGACGAGGUCAACAGCUGUUUCGAUGUCAUCCUCAACUUCGGUGGUUUCAUGUACAUCGGAACCAUCAUCCCAUGGGCCGAAUUCCACUUGCCAGACGUCACUGGUAUCACCUUCGGAAGGCUCAUGAUUCUCGGCUUCCUCAUCCUCGCUUUCCGUCGUAUUCCGGCCAUUUUCCUGAUGUACAAGGUCAUGCCCGACGUUGUCAAGGACUGGAAGGAGGCGCUGUUCAUGGGAUAUUUCGGACCCAUUGGUAUCGGAGCUGUCUUCUACGUCGAGCACACACGUCACCUUUUCCCCAAGCCAGGCGAGGCCGAAACUGAGGAAGAAGAGAACCUUGUCGCAGCCAUGAUCCCAGUCGUCUAUUUUCUCGUCAUCUUCUCCAUUGUCUUCCACGGCCUUUCCAUCCCCGCACUCGAUGCUUUCUACCGUUACAAGAAGAUCCCAGCGAUCGAAGAGUCUGAGCCCGCGGAGAUUCGCGUACGAUCUAUCCACGAGGCCCUUCCCAAGAACACCAGGAUGGACUCCAAGCGCGGCUCGGUCUACCAGCACAACCGCUUCUCUCGUCCAGUUUCCAUGGGUCCUGGCCCAGAGCUGUACAGGUGGAACAACCAAGUCAGGGAUAGCGACGCUACGUUCAGGUCAAACUCCCAGGUGGAAGCCGUGGAUUACGCACAGAAACUGCAAAGCAUCCGCUUCCAGGAAGACUAUGCUCAUGAGAAAGCAAACCUGGGCCGGUAGAUUGGUGUAAGCCGAGGCAUUCGAUAUGUCGCUCUCCCAAGUGGCUAACCCUAUCUUUGGUGGAAGGCCCGUCAAGGGGCAAUUAGAAAAUUCGGUACGCGCCAAGGUUCAAGCAGAGGAUGUGCACAGAAGGGAGGGGGGCCGUUGGAUUGAUGUAUUGGAUGGAUCGCUCGCUUUAGGCUUGGAUAACAAUAAGGGUUGCUCCCUAUCAUUUGCAUUUACUAUGCUUUUUGUCACUCGUUUAGACCUGUACAACAUAGACUGACGUCGAUUUACGCGUAUUCAUCCGCACGCCAGUCUGACAGCUACGCCCACGUUCACCAACCCUCAAGUGCACUCUGCGAAGCUAUCUCACCACAAUCUUCAAGAUACCAAUGCCAUGAGAACCCGACGAGAACCUCAGCUCCGAAACCCA